AUGGCAGCCACUUUCUCAUACGCGCAAGCCGCAAAAGGCAUUUCAACGCCGCCUAGCUUGAACAAGCCGGUACCCAACCCUGUAACACAGUCUAAAGAAGCAAGCAGCCUAUCUGCAUCAGAUUCACAUCCUUCACCGAGCAACUGGGCUGAAGAUGUUGAGGCCGAGUCGCGUCCUGAGCAGCCUGCCGUCCCUCACGAGGCGCAGCCAGAACGCUCUGCUUCUAGGGCAGCCAAGGACUCACAUCCCGUAGAUGCCUCGGUCGUCUCCUCUCCCGAUCUGGGAGCCUCAUCUUCGUCAACAGUGACCAAAGAUGAUGACGUCGCAUCGAUACAGAACGCCUCCUCCGAGUCAACGACCUGGGAUAACAAAUCGCAGGCCUCAACCUCGGUGGACAAGUCGGUUGAGCCGGUAGAGAAGACCUCCGAAAAGGUUAAGAAGGGCAAGAACACUGUAGUCAAGCCGCUGCACGAUGCGCCUGUACCAACCGUGAACCCAUGGAAGUUGCGGGCCGACGAGAUGAAGGCCAAGAUCCAGAAAGUUGUACCCGCGCCCGUUUCCAACGGGGCUUCACAGGCAUCCACCGGCGCACCCACAAAGAAGACCGAGUCAAUGUCUCAAGAGAAAGGCACAGCUUCUGAGAACAAGCAAAAGGGCCGAGGAGAAGGUGCUCCAGGCCGCAAAGACGUAAAGGGCGAUGUCGAGACCAGAAACGGUGCCAAGGGCAGGUUCUCCGACAAGGACGUCAAAGCAGCGCCGCCGAGCGUACUACCGCCGCCGCCAAACCGUGACCAAGAGUCAUGGCCGACUCCAGACACCGCUAUCGACGAGGACCGCAAAAAGGCCCAGGAAAAGGGCGAAAAGGUGGAGAAUGCUCGCAAAGACAGCGCAUCUACCAGUAAGCAGGAGUGGGUGAAAAUCCCAUACACACCAUCUGUCGUGUUCAACACGCCUCUGCCCAAUGCUGCAAAUGCGCGGAGAGGUGGCCGACCUGGUGGACGUGGUGGAGCGCCGACUAGUGGCAGACCUACUGGUUUCGCCAGCAACGGUACUGAACAGACGGAGAAGGAUGGCUCUGCACCCAAUGGUGAACACAUCAAGCGGGAGCGCAUUGAGGCAGUUGCGCAAGAUGCCUCUGCCAACGCGACUACAUCGAAGAGCCAGGCUCCCGCAGUUAACGGAGAUGGUGCCGUAAAGGCUACUGGCUUUGUAGCGCCUGAGUCCGAGGUGCAGCCCAGGGGAUCAACCGUGACAUCGCAGAUGCCGGCCCAGAACGGUGCCUACCCGCGUCAGUACCCCAACAAGCCUCACAAGAACCGCCGCGGUGAGCACCAUGGUGUAGGAGAGCGCAGGAGAGAGGGCGCAUCGUCACCCACCAAGGAUAACACCUGGGACGAGCGUCGGGCUCCUGCUGGAAUGCAGUCUGAUGCUGCUGGAGAGGGUGAGCGUCGAGGUCCUACCUACCAGGAUGGCCCCCACGGUCAUUCAAAGCGCUUCGGUUCCUUCUCUAGCGGCCGCGAGCGUGGCCGUGGAGGCGGUCGAGGGGCGCGUGGAGGUUACAACAGUAACAGCCAUCAUUUCGCCAACGGGCACCCCUCGUCAGGCUUCCCUGUAGGGCCACGGUCCCCUACAACAUUUGUACCUGAGAGCAACAGCUUCUUUCCUGCGCCUCAAGGCAAAUACGGACGGAAUAGUCAUCGAUCUCAGUCACUGACUAAUGACCCAUACCGGUAUCAGGCGUACCAAAACGGUUACCAACUUCCUUCUCUGCAGACAUCUCAUGACAUGUAUUCCUAUGGCAUGGUUCAACCAAUGAGUGCUGUACCACCGUUCAGCCCGUACGGCAGCGGCCUUGAUCAGUACCAAGUCUUUAACACACUCGUCUCUCAGGUAUCCUACUACUUCUCCCUCGAGAACCUACUCAAGGACGUCUAUCUACGCCGGCAUAUGGACUCGCAGGGGUUCGUGCCACUUGAGUUUGUCGCUGGUUUCAACCGCAUCAAGAACCUUACUCUUGAUCUUGAUACGAUUAGACUCGCCUGCCAGCAGUCUGCCGAGGUUGAGUAUUGCACCUCUGAGACCGGUCAAGAGCUGCUACGUCGUAAAGAUGGCUGGCAACUGUGGGUGCUUGACAUUACCGAGCGCGAAGCAAGUGCAAGGAACGAGGGCCCAAAGGAGCUUCAUGUCCCUCAGUUUUCUCGCCCUGCCGGCUUUGACCCCUCCAACCCUCCCCAGUGGUCAACAAUGUCACCUGGUUUCCCGAUGAGCCCGUAUGGAGGUGAAGGCGCGUAUUCACAGAUGAAUAGCUUUCAUCCUACUCCCCAAGAGGGUGGAAUGGUACCACCAGAGAACGCAGUGAAUGGCGCUGGUAUUGAGGAAACAAAAGGCACUGCUGUCUCGAACGGGCACCCCAUCGAGAACGCGACCAAGGCUCUUGACAGUCAUUGUUCGCAAGCAAGACCAGUCACAAACAGCGUUGCCUCAUUCCGUUUCACGAACGUUUUCUAA
This is a messenger RNA of Pyrenophora tritici-repentis Pt-1C-BFP, 2508 nucleotides long. NCBI's taxonomy places the organism in Eukaryota, Fungi, Ascomycota, Dothideomycetes, Pleosporales, Pleosporaceae. The record is from RefSeq and is a predicted model, not a curated record.